UGUAACGUUGUUUUUGCAACAAUAGGAUCACUACAACCAUAUCUAACAGAGUUGUGGAAAUCAAUGCCCGUAUCGGCUCAACAUCAGGCCAACGACGAGCUGAUCGGCAAUCUAUUGCUCACCUCUAAUAAGGCCAACGGUCUGUCGGCCACCGCCGCCGCUCUCAACACACUUUCCGGUUAUACCAAUGGAGACAAUAACGGACACCAGAACGACGGCCCGGACCUACAGUCUGUAUUGUAUCGGCACAACAUGUGUAAAUGGCCUGGAUGCGAACAAAUGUGCGAUGAUUAUGGCCAAUUUAUCAAGCAUUUAAACAUGGAGCACGGCCUUGAUGACCGGAGUACUGCACACGUCAGGGUUCAGCUGGAAGUCGUUCAACAGUUGGAGCAGCAGUUGGAUCGGGAGAAGGAGCGGUUGUCGGCAAUGAUGCAACACUUGCACGACAAACACCGGGCGGCCCAACAAUCAGCGGCCGCGCCUCCCGUUACCACCGCCUCCUCACGUCUCGGCCAACAAUUGCCCCUUCAGUUCAAGCAUCUGAUGCACGACAGCGGAGGACAAUUGGUCGGUGGCAUCGGUUCCGGGAUCAAAGGCUCGGACACCGACGCCCUCGAGCGCCAGUACUUGGCCGGAAUGGGUCCAAAUGGACUGUCGGCCCACUCGCCGCCCGCCCACUAUCUCGACGAGAAGUUGGCCGCCAUUCGCAAGGCGUCGAUGAUUACGCCGCCGCCCACUGGCCCGCCGUCACCGCCGUUGAUGUCUAGCGGCCCCCGAAGGCGACUGAGCGACAAGUCUGGCGCCGCGUCCGGUGGACCUACGCUGCCGUCGCCUCUUAUACUGACCGCCGGCAACAAUAAUGGCAGUAAUGGCAGCAAUAAUAGCCGCGAUUACGACAAAGAAAUGGGUUUGAGUGGUAAUGGCGGCCAAUCAGGUGGGGGUUCGCUGCCUGACUCGCCCGCCCGGCGCCGCAUCGCUGAGCGAAGUAAUCUGGAUAUCACUGAAGAGAUCACUCGGAAUAGAGAGUUCUACAAGAAUGCUGAGGUCAGGCCUCCAUUCACUUACGCCUCACUUAUAAGACAGGCAAUCAUUGAAUCCAAUGACAAACAAUUAACGCUUAAUGAGAUCUACAAUUGGUUUCAAAACACUUUCUGCUACUUUAGGCGCAACGCCGCCACUUGGAAGAAUGCUGUCCGCCAUAACCUAUCGCUGCACAAGUGUUUCAUGCGAGUGGAGAACGUGAAGGGAGCUGUUUGGACGGUCGACGAGAUCGAGUUUUACAAACGCCGUCCGCAACGACUCCAGGAGCGCAUCGGAUCGGGCGGUUCGUCAGGCGGUGGCGCCGCCGGUGGCGACGAUGACUUCAACAACUACUGGGGCUCCGACUGCGACACCGAUAUGCCGGCCUCAGCGCCCGCACCGCCGCCCAGCAAGAAGCACAUGGCUAGGGGUCGGCCCAAACGGUCGGCGCUCACCAUUAACCGGUCCGUGUCGUUGACGAGUGGCGGCACAGUUACGGAUCACCACAACCGGUCGGCAGCCAUAUUGGGUUCGGUGGGCAGUGCUGUCAAUUCGCCGCCAAACUCGGCGCCCAUCGCUUACGGCGACCACUCGCUGAACGUCUCGCUACAGGCGCUGACCGAUCACACGGCUCUACCGCCGUUCCUGCGCGGCCUUACCGGCCGUCUCGUUAAAUUGGAGGAAAGAGUGGCCGACAAAGAGUUUGACGACAAUUCUGGCGAUAAUAAUGAUAACAACGACAGGAAUGCCGUCAACGUUACCAACGCUUCCGUCGCCGACGACAACUCUUUGGCCAUUGAUAUGAAGACUUCAAUUAAUAGUAAUCCCAGCGAUAACUGUAUUAAUGAUAAUAAGACUAAUAGUAAUAAUAAUAACAAGGAAUCCGUUGCCAUUGAUUCUGACGGCGCCGACCAU
Medioppia subpectinata is the source of this 1935-nucleotide messenger RNA. The record is from the annotation of a GenBank genome assembly. NCBI's taxonomy places the organism in Eukaryota, Metazoa, Arthropoda, Arachnida, Sarcoptiformes, Oppiidae.